This is a messenger RNA of Penicillium concentricum, 1197 nucleotides long. RefSeq lists its product as uncharacterized. The coding region runs from base 1 to 1197 and encodes 398 amino acids. Lineage: Eukaryota; Fungi; Ascomycota; Eurotiomycetes; Eurotiales; Aspergillaceae. The transcript has a single exon. The record is from RefSeq and is a predicted model, not a curated record.
AUGUCCUCUCUCAAUUUCGAGAUCGUUGCUCCCUCUAUCUACCAUGUCAGUAGCCAGUGCCAUGAAAAGCGUGACAUUUCGGCUUUGGCAGGGCAUGUCGCUCUCUCAGCGACUUCAUCCUCACCCCUGGCCAGUGUGGCCCAGAUCCACGUUCGGCUUAUCCAAGUUGUGACAUCUAUAACCGAAAGCAAAAACACUCGGCGGAUCUUGUGUCCUUCAUUCUGCAUAACGAACGAAUCGCCCCAGCCGGGUUCAAGGAUUGAACGAACCCUUCGAGAAGUUGCUCUGUCAAUAUCCUCCAAAGAAGGAUUUGAGACUUCCCCAGGGAGGGUUGUCUCGAAGUCCUACUUCCACUUGGACAUUCCAAUGAACAUACCUGCAACGACAAAAACACCUCUUGGGACCAUCACUUACGCGAUAGAAGCCACGGCAGCGACAUCGAAACAUGGUGUUAUCACCCACCGUCGACCCCUAAAUUUCAACCGCCAGAUGAUUCAGUCCAACCCGGCAAAGACUCAACAUCACCUAUACUUUCGAGCCUCGAAUACCAUACGAGGAAUGACCCUCUCACAAAACUCGACACCUAGGUUUGGGCCAAGGAUCUCAUUCUCUGCUACAAUUCAUACCCACUGGGAGACAGCCCCAGCGGAUCGAGGAACAGAGCUCCGCCAUAUUGUGGUGCGAGAGCUGAAGUGGCAAGCUGAAGAGAUUGUCAAGUUCAUGAGCAAACCUAAUAGUUCAGACGAUAAAUAUUCCAUCUGCGAACGACAGUCGGUCCGCAAGUUGUGUGGUGGAAGUACAAAAGGAUACUGGGGAUUUGGUUGCAAUCCACACGUUAAGCAACCACACGGACAGAGCGUCGACGAAAAGGGACAAGCACAACGAGCUAUUUAUAUCCCAUUUGGUUUUACGAUUCCAAAACGGGCAAUGGUCGUGCAUAGCAUAGACCUGGCCGCAUAUGAGAUCGGCGCCGUUAGCGCUGACCAUAAUCCACAGUGUGGUCUUCCUGGGGAUAUUCCUUUCUCCAAACUGGGCAAAAUGGUGAAGGGAAUCACUGUUCACCAUCAGUUGAAGGUUGAACUUGUUAUGGGGGAAGAUGUGUUUCAUAAAGGCACUGGCAAGCUUGUGGAACGGAAACGGUUGCGGACUGUUGUAUGUCCUGCAAUUCCGUUGAGUGUUUGUGAAGUGUGUAUCUAG